CUGACAUCAAUUGGCUCAUUAUAAAUUCGUUUUGCUUGAAACCUUUCAGUCAUCUUAACGUGUUGAUUAUACUGAUAAGAACUGAUAAGGAAAACUGUUUCAACGGUCCGCCCAACCCCCACUAUCGUUAUACGGAUACGAUUUAUACAACAUACUUUGUGCCCGUGCGAUCUAACAGUGGCGCAUCGAAUGAAAUUGUGACUUUGGCGAUUGAUGUGUAUGUGUGUGUGUAGGUACUGUGACGUUUGAAGACGCGUACAUUUUGUUCGAACUGUUCGGUGAAACUUCUUUAUUUUUCUGUAUGAUUGAAACUAAACUAAUAUCAACGACAUUCAGUGCAUUUAAGUGAAAUCGUUCAUACGUUCGUCGGUCGAACGGUUCGGUAACACCAAAACGGUUUUCGCGUUUCCGAAUCCCGAAUUUCUUAAUCGCACUUGUAAUGCCGCCAUAUUGUACGACACACAUCCCGUUUGUGUAAACCGUAUACAUACACUAUGUCUAUGUGGUAGACAGAUUUGUGCGUAUCUAUAAUAUUGUUUUAUUGUAUCCGUGUAACUGUCCUGUCGUGUCAUUUUCUUCAGUUUUUAGUGAUUAGUGAUAUCGAACAACAUCUGUGUUGUCAUGAGUAAGCACGCAUGUUAUAUAUGCCGCCGUUCAUAUCCAGACGAAGAUGGCCUUAUCAAUGCAUUUUCAGAAGAAGGAAAACGAAUUUUUCUCGAAGAUAAGGUUCUAUUACUUACUUCUACUUUGGUGAGUUGGUAUACAAUUACUGCGCUCGUUUAAAGUUGUACAAUAGUUGCUUACUAUUUUUACCUAAUACUUUUAUUUUAUGUAGGUAGUACUUACAACCUACAACCUACUGUGCAUUAUUUGUGGUUUUCUUGAAAAAUUAGAAAAUUGAAAACUGAUUUAGUAUUGCUUAUCUAGGUACGAGGACAUACAAACAAGUUAUAGGAACCUAGAAGACGUUUUUUCAAUAGUUUGAUUUUUUUUUUCUAGAAUCAGAGAUCAAUAAUCUAUUAAUUUGUUUUGCCAUUGUGAUUCUUUUACAAGAUCAAUAUUAUGGAGCACUGUUCCGUUUAAUUUAUCAACUCCAUUUAUUAAUAUUUCCAUUAGGGUGUCAAUCUUAUUAUUGGGUACUGGGUAUAUUCAUUUUGUCAUUAAACUAAUUGAUAGAUAUCUAAUCUAAUAAACCAGUUAAUGUAUACCUACCUAAUUACUAAAUUACCUAAUACCUAUUUAUUGGCAUUUAUUAGCUAAGUCUUAAAUAGUAUUAGUAUUCCAAAAUUAAGUUUUUUUUAGGUAGGUAGUACAUUUUUUAAUUUUUAAUAAUUAGUUAUAGGUACCUACCAGUUUUAAAGGGUCUAUGUUUGACUUAAAUUAUACUUAUUUUAAAUUAGGUACCUACUUAGGUAGUUGCUCGAUAUUUUAAAAUUAUAAUAAUAGUAUGAGUACCAAUUGUGUAGGUACUACACACUUAAUACAUUUAUUUAUUUAUUUAACAUCAAAACGUAUUCAUAUAAUACAAAACAAAGUUAAACACGUAAUAUUGAUACCUAGGUACUCUCUGUAAGCAAUGCUUAUUGUGUCUUACUUUACUUUAAACAAAAACAUAAUAUUAAUAGUACAUAAUAUGUAAACAUCACAAUAAUAAUUAAUGUAAUAUAAUAUUAAAAAAGAACAUAAUAAUCUUUUCUGAUGACAUAUUCAACAUACAUAAUAGAUUCAAAUAGAGGAAAUAAAAAAAAAAAAAAUAACAAAAACAAAGAUAUGUAAGAUAAAAGAAAGAAAAAUUAGACAUUAGUGAAAUAGAUUUUUGAACCUUUUCUUUAUCUCAAACUUAAAUUUUAAACCGUUAUCAAUUACUUUUAUAUAACUAGGUAGUUUAUAAAUAAUUGUAUGCCCCUAUAAACAUAAGAGUGUUUUAUUAAAUUAGUGUUAAGUUUAAUUAAAGCUAAGUUUACAUUUUUUUUCAGAUGUAUGAACAUGACACUGCAUCAAAUUGUGUUUGUAAAACGUGUAUAUAUAGUAUUGAAUUCAAUUCUAAUUUUUAUAUUGAUUUUAAAAAAAACUAUAACAAAACUCUAGACGAAUUAAGAAGUAUUCCAGGAAACAAAUCUUUUGUGGAAGAAAGGGAAGUGUUCGAAAAAACAUUCACCGUACGCGAGAUAAAUGAGGUAAGUGCAUAUUUAUUGUAACUAAUAGUUGAACAAGAGAAUAGAAAUAAUACAAGUAUCUAGUAGGAGCUUAAUGUACUAUUUCAUAAAUAAUUACCAUGAACUAUUAUAAUGCAGACAAUUUUACAAUAUUGGAAAUUUUAUUAUUAAUUAUAGGUAUUUUGAAAUAUUUUGCCAAUCAAUUACUGAAAUUGAAAAAAAAAACAUGUAAAGUACCUACUUAAUAUUAAAAUUGUUUUAUUAUUAAAAUCAAGUGUGGUUAAUUGAAAUCAAAUGUACCUAUCUUAAAUUAGUUUUUAAGUUUGGGGUAGGUAUACCACCAUCAUAUACAUAUGAUACCAUACCAUCAUAUUGUAACAAUUUAAAUUUAUUUUAGUAAAUAAUAUUUUAUAAAUCCUAACUUAAAUAUAGUUUGUUUCAAAGCUUUUUUUUUCAAAAAUCAUUAAAUUAGGUAAAAUGAUUUUUAUUUUUGAAGAUAGUGACUAUGAUUAUUGCCACACACCUAUUGUCAAUUUGUCAAGUGAAUAAUACAAUUAAUAUAAUUUAAAAAUUAUCUUAAAUUAGUUUUGUAUAUAUACCUACUUAUUACUUGAUAAAUGAUCUAAAUUUGAUUUAUGUGAUUUUGUAGCUAUUUUCACAUUCUACAACUUUACAAGGCAAGAGUGAAGAAUUAAAAAAGAAAAUACAAGAAAGAUUAUUACAAGCCAGACUUAAUCAAGACCAACCAAUUCUCCACCGUAAUAAUAAUGACAGGUCAGUUAUUUUAGUUUAUAUAGAAAAUAACAUUUUUUUUCAAUAUUAAAAUUUUAAUCAUAUUGUGGUUACCUAUCUAUGUUUUAAAUUAUUAGCAGAAGGCAUAUAUUUUUCUUCAGAAAAGUAAUUAGUAAGAUUAAUUAAUAGUUAAAACAUUUUUUGAUGUAUUUAAUUUAGUAUGAUAAUAUCUUUACUCUAUAUAGAUGUAUAUUAAUAAAUAAUACUAGAAAACCCUUUUCUGCCCUUUCCCUUUAAGGGAAAAUUAUAGGUACUGCUACAUAAUUGUUUAUACAUUUACAGUUAAUGCACUUACUAAUACUAUAUUAAUAAUAUAAGUUUUGAUAAUAAUUGAAUUGUUGUAUAUCUUUAUUAUGAAUAUGGCAUGUGAGGAUUUUGCAUAUAAUAAGCAGUUAGCUACCUAAAAAGAACAAAGACCCCUUAAUUAGAUAGUAAAAGGUUUGGUAUUCAAAAAUUAUAUUAAUUACAGAACUAUUGUUGGGAUCACAUAUUGGACAUUAUAUUUAUAUAAGUAUUAUUUAUUAUUUUUUGUUAUUAGAGUUCAAAAUAGUCAUGUUGGUGAAAUUAAUAUUGUUGAUGAUAACAGAACCAAAACAAGGUCUUCAUUAUCAAUGCGUAUCCCUGUUACAGAUGAACAGGCGAUUAGACCAAAACUGGCAAAACUGUAAGCAUAUAAACAGUAAAAUUUUUUUUAUUUGAGACUACUAUUACUAAUUAAUACUAUUAUAUUCAUAUUGAAUAAAUAUUUAUAAUAUUUUUAAUUUAAUUUAAUUAUUAAUUUUUGUUUUUAGCAUUAUCAAAAGAGCUAACAAAGAAAAUACUAAUUUGGCUGACAAUGGAUCCCCACAAUGUUUUCUUAUAUCUACUUCAGAUAUUCCUGAUACAGUUACACAGGAAAAUAAACGAAAAAUGUAAGUAUAUAAAACAAUAUAUUUUAUUUUUUUAUUAAUUGCUACUAUUUCUCAUAGUUUUUUUAUACCGAAGAAAUAUUGGACAUAAUAUUCACAUGAUUAUUAAUUAAAUUUCAUUAUUUUUUGUUUCUAUGUGAAAAUAGAUUUGUUCAAAAAAAUAAUGUCGCUGACAAUGAAAAUACAAAAAAUACUCCUGUUCCAGUUAAACAGGAAAUUAUUCCAGAAAUGUAAGUAUAUAAAACAAUAUAUCAAAUAUUAUUAUAUUUUUAAAUGCGACUAUUUCUUAUACUUUUAAGUUGUUUCUAUGUAGGUGCUAAAUGGUUUUAUGAUUAUAUUUAAAAUAUAUUUAAAAUAUAUUGUUUAAUGUAUAAAACACAGUUUAAAUUCAAAAUAAUAGUACUACUACUUUUAUUUUAGCAUAUUGACAAAGCUGUGAAAUUGUUUUUGUCUCAUCAAAUAAUAUUAAGCACAGCAGUGAAUAAUAUACAGCAUUACUUAUUGUCAUAUUAUAAAAAUGCUGGAUAUUAGAUGUCUUGUAUUAUGCAAAAAUAUCUGUAAAUUGUAUUUAAAUAUUAUAAGUGAGAUUUAAAAUUUAAUUAAUAAUAUUUCCAAUAACAUUUUUUUUAAUUGUAUGAUCUUAGUUUUAAUAAUGAUAGUUAUUAUCAGGGUUCGGACUUAUAGCAUAUCAAUUUCACAAAGAAGCAUAUAAAACUCCAAAAAAAUUACUCUAAAAAAGUACUUCAAGUAAAUAUUAGACCUAACGGUAGAUGGGUUUAAAUGUCCUCCCUCUAACAGCUUUAAUUUAUUGAGUACGAUUUUCUAACGCUAUACAAAUUAUUAACUCAAAGUUAUUUUUUUCUAUAAUACGUACUAUUUUAUUUAAACAAAAUACAUUUUUGAUAAUAAUUUAUGUCGUUUUAGAAAAUAAUAUUUAAUAAUUUAGAGUCAUUAGACAUUUAAACCUUUUACUAUUUUGUCUAAUAAUAUUUUGUUCAAGGUUUUUUUGGCGCUUUUAUGUGCUUUUUUGUAAAUUUUAAUUGUUAUAAUUCCUGAACACUGGUUAUAAUGAAUAUUAUAUUAAUUUUCUUAUAAUUUGACACUAUUAGUAAUUAGAUAUUAAAAGAUUUUAUUUUAUUAGAAUUGAAAAAGAAUUGUUCAUAUUGUAUUUAUUAAUUAGUUAUAUGAUUUUUAUGUAUAAUGGUACGAGUUAUUGUACUGCAUUUAAGUGUUAUUGAGACUGCAUUAAGAGAUUUUUGUGGCCUUGUCCCGUCCCCCAUUGAAUUUUGAAAAUUCAGAAUGCUGUCUGUGAUGUGUUUUCUAGCUACUUAAAAAAGUGUGUUAUGCAUUUAGUAUUUUUUUGGUGAUUUGGUAGGGUCAAGUUGGUUCUGAAUGCUGUUGAGUCUUCAUAGUGAGUCACUUAAGAACUUAGUGAACAUCUUUAAUGUUUUCAUCUUGUAGAAAGAACAUAUUUUGCUUAAUAGUUUCAGUUAUUUGAGAAUCUCUACUUAUAAUAGCUAAUGUAGGCACAUAAUUAUUUUAGUGGGGUGUUAUGUUAUAUUUAUUUUUAUUUUGUAUAUGACAUUGGCUAUAAUAUCUUAACUUACACUAAAGCAACAGAAAUAAAAUAUUAAAUACAUAAAUAAGUUUAUGAUUAGAUAGAUAAAUAAAUAAAAAAAAAAUAAAUAAAUAAAUAGGUAGUAAAUAUAAAUAUAAAUGUGAAUAAGUAUAUUAACGACAAGUAAAUAAGUAACAAAAUAACAUAGCAACAUAACAGGAUAGCUACAGUUAUAUCUAAUGUUUAAAGGAAUGACAAUUUCCAAAUGAAAUAUUAUUCGGGUAAUUAUAUAAAGGCAUCUUCACAAACAUAUCUCCAGGUUAUUUAUCCAUGUUACUGCAUCCUCUUCGGCUUUGUGCAGUCUUGUUAUACCCCCGUUGAACUUAGUAUUAGGACACUCUUCAAUGAUGUGUUGUAUGGUUUGUUCAGCUCUGCACGAACAUAAAGGAGAAUCGGUCAUGUCCCAUUUGUGUAGGAGACUUUUACUUCUACCCUGAUUAGACUUAGCUCUAUUUAAAGCUGUCCACAUGUGUCGGGGCAGAUUGAAUCCCGGAACUAUCAUCAUUGGGUCAUCAAUUAAUGUUAAGUUCUGCACUCUUGAAUUUUUCCAACGAUUUUUCCACAUCUCGGAUAUUGAUUCUGUCGAGAAUUCCAAGUCCCAGAUAGGGUGUCUUGACUUCAAUCUUUUUAGGGGGUGUGAAACGAUGUUAUUAUAUAUUGGGAGUUCAGGGUUGUUCAUUACUUUUGUUACUUCCUGGUGAGCCUUCAUUAACCCCUUCAAUUCUGGAGAUUUUAUGUUUGCCAGCACUUGCAAUCAUUGAGUUUGGGUCGUUUUCACAGUCUCCGAUAUAAUUCACAUUGACUUGUUGAGCUCUAUGUCUACUUUUUUACAGUAAGCACUCAUUGACCAUACCGAAUCACAGUACUCGGCCAUGCUGUAAACCAAUGCUAGUGUAGAUGUUUGUAGGACUUCCGCGUUACUACCCCAACUUGUGCCCAUUAGUUUUACCAUUAUAUUAUUUCUAGAUUUCAAUUUUUACUUCAUUGUCUCUAUAUGGUCUUUGAAUGUUAAAGAUCUGUCUAUUUUUAUCCUUAGAUACCUUGGGCAUUUGCUAUUGGCCACUGAAGUGUCCCCUAUCUUUAGUUCUAGUCUUGUAGAUGUACUUAUAAAGUAUUAAUAUAAUUUUGACCUAAUUAGGCAUUAAGAUGUAUAUUUGAUAAUAUUACGGCUUAUGAAGAUGUUGUGGAAGAGAAUAGAAUAGAAAAUGGUUUUUUUGGAAAUUUGCACUAUUUGUAGUUAUUCGCACUAGGUGUGCCCUAGACAUUUUCAAGUAUGGAGGGAUGACCAAUUUUUAUUAAGAUAUUUGACUUUAAAAAGUUACAGUGAAGUUUCUUUUUGAUGUUAUAAUAAGUUUAUUGGUUUUUCUUCUUUGCUGAAGGAAAAUGUUUGCACAUCUUAUUUAUUAUUAUAUUUCAUAAUACACUUUGAAAAUAAAAUAGGUACUUACAAUGUAUGAACAAAAAUUAUUAUUUUAGAACAAUAGUAUUAUUAUUUAUUUAUUUUGCUUAUUUACUCCAUAACAGGCAUUCAUUUAAAAAAACAGUGACUUGAUUAUAACAUAAUUAUAGUAAAAUAGUAGCUAUAUAUAACAUUAAUAUUAAAUAUAACAGAUGUAUAAUAUUGUUAGAUAAUACAUUGAUUGUGGAGAAGUGGCCAAGACUAAGCUGAAUUGAGGUUAUGUGAUGUUCUGUACAGUGGUUGAAGCCAUAAGAAGUAUGAUGAUAUGAUAAUUGUAAAAGAGAAUGAUUUCUAGUAGAGUAGGUAGAAAUGCAAUAUGAGAUAAAAGACUGCAAGUCAGGAGAAUCAAGAGAUCCUUCAAGAAAUGAAAUGAUGAAGUAAAGAUCAGCGUUAGCCCACCGAGAGGCUAAAGUAGGGAUUUGAAAGGUGGAGAAAACUAGUGAGUUGUCAUGGAUGGGAUGCUUGAUAUUUAAUUUGAAGGCAACAUAUGAUAGAAAUCUGUUUUAUACUCACUGUAAUCUUAGUUCAUCACGCGCCUGGUAUAGGGGCUAUAUCACCACCCCAUAUUCUAAAGAACUAAGGAGAAAUAAAGAUUACAAAGACAGGAGCUACAUGAGAAAUUGAUGGUAUUACAUUUUAGAAAUCUUAGAAUCCUGAGUGCUCUACUGAUUGUAAUAUUGAUGUGGUAGUCAAAAGAGAGUGGGCAUAAGAUAGAUACCUAGUUCUUUAAUAACAAAUAGACAAUCAAGGAGAAAAACAAUAAGGCAGUAAGAGUGAUGUAAAGGUGAAGUACUUUUUGAGAAGGACAUUACGUGGCAUUUUUCGAUAUAAAGGAAAAGAUUAAUGUUGCUUAUUUAACACGAGAAGGUGUCAAGAUCAAAUUGUAAGAGACGACAGUCAGAAGGAGAGUUUAUUUAGAGGUACAGUUUUUUUUUAUAUCAUUGGCGAAUAAGAGAACUUUAACAAAAGGCAGAUAAUCAUUAAGAGAGUUCAUAAAUAAAAUGAAUAGAAGGGGACUGAGAUGACCACCCAGGGGAACACUGGAUGGUAUGGUAACAAUAUUGGAGUGCACAUCAUUAAUGGAGACAAAUUGUCUUCAUCGUGUUAGACAUGACUGGCCAAAAGAGGAAAGGAUUAUCAAUACUGAGACUAUCAAGAGUAUUUAUUAAAAGACCGUGAUCAACUAUAUCAAAGGUUUUAUUAAAGUCUGUGAAUAUGGUAUCUAUUUGUGAACUAGUUUUAAGAUUGUCCAAAAUAUAAGAAGUGAAUUCUAAACUACGUAUCAUGGUAGAUUUUCCUGGUCUGAAGCUGUAUUGAGAAUUGUUAAUUAUGUGAUUGAAACUUCUUUUAAUGUAGAAGUAUAUAAUGGAUUCGAACAGUUUUGCCAGGUGAGAAAGGAUGGAGAUGGGCCUAUAGUUAGACACAUCAUUAUCAAUCAAACUAGUUUGUUACUAAAAUAAUUAUAAUUGUAGACAUUAAUAUAUAGGCAUGUAAUAUAAUGGACCAGAAAUGACCGUUUUACAUGAAGCAAAUAUUUGUGUGAGAGAAACAGACAAUUCGAGGUUUUUUUUUAUGAAAGAAAAAAUAUGUGUAGAAUUACAAAAGGUAUAGAGAAAUUAUUACCUAAUAUUCUUUUUGAGCUUAACAUAUUGAUUUUGUUUAUUUGAUUAUUAUUAUGAUUUUUAUUUUAGAAAAAAAAAUUAACGAUUUUAAGUGUAUAUUAAAUUUUAUUAAGAAUGUUUAGACCAAUGAGGAUUAAUCCACCUUGAUUUAGACAAACAUUUUCAUUUUACAUAAUCUUAUCUGUUGAUUAUCAGCAUAUUUUGUGAUUGUAGUUAUAAUCUCUUUGAUAAAACUGUAGAUUUGUUAUGAGCCAAGUAGACUCAGAACGAGUUUAUAAGGAUUUGGAUUCUAAACUUAAGAAAAUAAACAACAAUUGUUCUAAACUUAGUUUAUUAUUUACACAAAUAUGACACAUACAUAGGUACUUGUCUCACACUCGGUUAUGACUGGUUGACUAGUGUCCCUCGUGUUCUUUUUAUAUACCUUAAGAACCUUAAAUUUAGACAGUUACUAUUCUAAGUACAUAUCUGUGCUACUUUUUCUUAUUAUGCUCAUAAUAUUAAUUAAUUACAACACAAAAUGAUAAUUUAACAAAAUAAUUUGUUUAUUUUUAUUGUAUAGAUAUUGUAAAAGUAAUAAUGAUAUAUGUGUAAUCGAAAGACGAGAAAUAGUACCAUUAAGUACUAGAAUUUGAGUAAAUAUUAAGUAUCGCAUGAUAAAAUUGUAAGGGCGAAAGAUCAUUCUUAUUGGAAGCAUGAUCCUUUGUCUGGUAGAGGAAGUGUUAGGACCACCCGGUCUAAUAUAAUAGAUGUCAUAAAACGUAGUAAUUAGUAUUCAAUUGAUAUUGUAUUCAGAAGACCUCAAUUGUCUUCUAGGGUGGUUCUAACACUUUCCCUACCAGACAAAGGAUCAUGCUUCCAAUAAGAAUGAUCUUUCGCCCUUACAAUUUUAUCAUGCAGUACUUAAUGGUACUAUUUCUCGCCUUUCGAUUACACAUACAUCAUUAUUACUUUUACAAUAUCUAUACAAUAAAAAUAAACAAAUUCAUCUAAUACAUCUAAUAAAAUUUUAUAUUAAUUUUGUGAUAAAUUCUCUAACCCAAUAUUAUUUAAUUUAGUACGGUUUUUCAAAGAUAUUACCGUGUUUGAUAUUUUUGCCCCUAGUAUUAUGUCUACAGUUCUACUGGUCGACAAAUGCUUAAUUGGUAUGAGUACUGAGUCUGAUGUAAAUGCUCUACAAUCAUCCCUUAUUGAUAUCAAACCUGUCCCUGUCAAUUGAACUUAACACUCAUUUUUUCUUUCUCACAAUCUGACAAAAUGUGCUCUUGUAUAACUGAAUAUACCCACGUAUUUGUAAAUUUUAAUUUAUGAAAUAUAUUUUCUAAUAGUGUAAUGUACCUCACAUGACAAAUUUUCUGCAUUUCUGUUGUUCCUAAUAUCAAUUUCAUUUCAUAUAUCGCUUUUUCAUGUCUAUUAUAUAUUACUUGCUCUCCUAUACACAACUUAUAAUCCAGUGUUUGUUUGCAUUUAUAUAAUUCCUGUGCUCUAUACGAAAUAUAGCUCUCAUAAUUUUUACUCACAGUUAAGUAAUCCAUUUUCGGAUUAACAUACAUAUGUAACGGAUUGCUAUUCUCUUUUACUGGUAACGAAAUUAAAUUAUACAAAGUAAAUUCAAAAUCAACAAUUAAUGGUAUUCUAAUUCAAAAUAUCAAUGUUGUAUUUUUAAACAUGCAUACUACAUCUGCUAUACUCAAAAGCCUAUGAGCCCCUAUUAUGUUUAAUGAAACUGGUAAUGCCCGAUGUUUUGGUAAAUCUCCUUCAAUUUUCUGUAACUGCUCUAAAAUGUCUUUUGGAGUCAGCAUACUAUAAUGAAUUAUCUUCCCUUGUGCUGCUGUUAUAAUUUCCUCUAAUAAAUCCACUUCAAAUAACACUUGACUUAACAUUAAAUUAAAUAGUAUUAUUUGUUGUUCUAUCAAUUGUCGUAAUUCUAUAUCUACUAUUAAGCUAUUCAUAUUUUUUAAUUGAUUCUCUAUUUUCUUAAAAUUUUCAUUCAGUAUUUUUUUUUCCUUAUUUAUAUUAAAAACGUAUUAUCAUACAUAUUAUAUAAUUCAAUUUGAUGAUAACCCGAUGCUAGAUCGAUUGUUGUAAAAUACUUACACUCUCCUAGCUCAUCUAAAAUUUCUGUUAUUUGCGGUAAUGGGAACACAUCUCCUACUGUUACUUCGUUUAAUUUCCUAAAAUCUACGCAUACCCUAUAUUUUUUCACUCCCAAUGCAUCAUCUUUUUUAGGUACUACCAAUAACGGUGCAUUCCAUGCGGAAAUGCUUUUUAAUAUAAUUUUACUAUCUUCCAAUUCUUUUAUUUGCUUCUCUAUUUUCUCUUUUUUUACCCUAGGCAACCUAUAAGGUUUUUUCGUUUAUCGGCGUAAUCCCUUCUGAAAUUGGUAUUUUAUGUUUAAUCGACUUUGUCGUUGACAACUUAUCACCUUCCAGAAAAAAUAAAUCUGCGUAUUUAAAACAAAUUUCAUAUAUAGUUUCCUUUUCUUCUGUAUUCAAAUGAUCUACCCUUAAUGCAUCCAAUAAUAAAUCAAUCCUAUUAUUUUUGUUAUUGCAAACUAAUACUUGUUCACAAUCUUCAUAUUCCUCGUAUUCUAAAUCCCUCAAUUUUAAUUCAUCUAUUUCCUGCCAUUUAUCAGAGUUAUUUAAAAUUAUUCCUUUCACACCUACAAUUUCUAUAUUUCCUAUAACACUACCUAUUAACACAUCCGUCGUAAUGUGUUUGCCUUGUAUUACUAAACAUUUAUUCUGUAUUGGUUUGUCUACUCGUAUAGGCACUACUGCUUGUGCUCGUGGUGGAAUACUAAUUCGAUUAUCCGGUACUAUUAAUACGUCAUUUUCUAGAUCAAUGCACAUUUUAUAAUCUUUUAACAAUUUUUUCUGCUUCUAAUGCUGCCUGAUACGCUUCUCUUAACGUAUUUUUAUUCUGGAAUUUCACCAACUCAUAAUAAGGUUCCCUUAAACCUGCUACGAAUACUGUUAAUGUCUGUCUUUUUAUCAUUUUAUUAAUAACCGUUUCCUCAGAUUUUUUUUGUAUUCUCCAAUAACAGUGCUUCUAUUAACUGAAAACAGAGCGCUUCCACUUUUUCAUAAUAUACCUUUAUUUCUUCAUUCGCCAAUUGCAUACACGCUGCUAACUCUAAUUGUAAUUGUCCUACUGUCUGUUGUACCCCAAAGUUUUCUAACAAUACUUCUUUUAAUUCUUCAUAAUUAUCUAUACUUUUAAACCUUGUUACCUGGUUCGCUCUACUUGUUAAUUUUGCUAAUAUGCCUUCCAACACCAACGGUUUGAUAGUUUCUACAAUAUUAUUAAGUACAUAUUCGCACGUUUUCAAGAAGCUCAUUAACUCUUUUUCUUCCCCCCCCAUACCUAGGUAUGGUUUUAAUCCCUGUUUCAUGUGUCAAUUUUGGAAUUUUAACUUUUUUUUGUACCUUAAUUUCACACAAAUCUACCAAAUUAACACUCUUGUCAGAAUCGGUAUUACAAUUACUAUCACUAAUACUAGACAUGCAACCCUACUUACUGUAAUUUCUUAUCAUGUUUGUCUCCUAAUUGUCUGCUCCUACACCAAAUGUUCCUCUGCAAUUUCUCCUGUUGCUGUCCUAUGAUACCAAUUCUUUACUCUGAAUGGUGUCUUCCGUCUGUUUGUAUACUGCUCCUAGGUUGAACCAAACCAAAGUUGAAACCUGUUCUCUUCGUAUUGUCUGUGUGGUAACUAUCCGUUCCUUGAUUAUUCGCUUCAAAAGAGAGAUCACACCUAUUGUACUACUACUGCAGUUAUAAUACAGUAUGUGUUUUCCUCCUGUUUUGAAGAGCACUAUUGCCACCAAUUAUGUUAUGAGCCAAGUAGACUCAGAACGAGUUUAUAAGGAUUUGGAUUCUAAACUUAAGAAAAUAAACAACAAUUGUUCUAAACUUAGUUUAUUAUUUACUUACACAGAUAUGACACAUACAUAGGUACUUGUCUCACAUUCGGUUAUGACUGGUUGACUAGUGUCCCUCGGGUUCUCUUUAUAUACCUUAAGAACCUUUAAUUUAGACAGUUACUAUUCUAAAUACAUAUCUGUGCUACUUUUCCUUAUUAUGUUACAUAAUAUUAAUUAAUUACUUACAACACAAAAUGAUAAUUUAACAAAGUACAAUAGAGGUCUUCCGGAUACAAUAUCAAUAGAAUACUAAUUACUACGUUUUAUUACAUCUAUUAUAUUAGACCGGGUGGUCCUAACAGAUUUAUAUAGUUGUGUUAGCAUCAUAUAUUUUGUAUCAUUUCUGAUCUAUUCUAUUAUACGUCAAUGUAUUAAUUAAUGGACUACCCCUAGAGAGAGACAAAAGCAGCUAACUUUGAUAGAGAGAGAUAGUCAUAUCAUAGAGGUAGUAAAUUACAAUUCAUUUCUUCCACUGUUUAAAAUUUUGUAUUUUAAUAUUUUAUCCAUGUGUUCCUUAAUUCAUCUGUGAUGGGCCAUCCGAAAAUAUCUGAGUGCAUCAGGAUGGCUUUAUCACUCAUCGUGUUUCCGAGUCUGUUGAUGGUAUGUGGUAGACUAUAUGUGUUUAAUAUCUCAUUUUUUAUGACGAUAGCAAUUAACAGUUAUAAUAUUUAAUUAUUAUUAUAAUAUUAUAGAUUUAAGUUUCAUGAUAAAUUGAUAACACUGCUUAAAACGAUGUUCCUUUAAUAUCUUAUGGUGCCAUCAGUGAUGCCACUGAUGACAUCACAGAUAAAUUAAGGAAUAUAUGGAUUAUAUGCUCGGAAGAAAUUCAUUUGAUUAUACUGGUAUACUCAAAUAAUUAUACCAGGUAUCUUAUUUUAUAUUCGUAUACCGAAUUGUUUUAUACCGGUGUAUCAAGAAAUUCAUUGACUUGUAAUUGGUACAAAAUAACAUUAUCACCUCUUUAGUCCAUGCUUAUUUGUUAUCACACUGUACACAUACCUUUGAUUUAAUAAUCAUUUGGAUCUUUAUUCUUCACAAUUCAAAAAUUACAAUCUGACGAAAAAUGAAUGUAGAAAAUAAUUCAAUCACAAAUGUUAUAAUAUGUUAUGCUAUGGUAAUUUGAUAAGAAUCUGAAACAGGGAAAUGAUCGCGAUUUUGAAAUUAAGAAAGGAGGGGAUUUUACUGGUAUAAAAUAUUUGUCCAUUCUUUUUUGUUUUGAGAAUUGAGCUAAUAGCUGGCUAUACACGAACAGUUUAACUGUCAGAUUUGUCCCAUGGCCGACCAAAUCGGUCAUGUUGGUAUGUGCGUAUAUGGAUAAAAGUAUCACUGACCGGCAAUCGAACGUUUUCACUAAAGAUAUUUUUGGAAGAUGAAUACUAUAUAUUACCUAUAUUAGGCCUAUUACUUACUUAGUAAAUUAGUAAAAUCUGUGCCAUUCAUUCUUAAAUAAUUUUUUAAGUCUUCUGAAUUAUUUUCUUUUAAAUCUUUUAAAAGAGUACAUUAUUUUGUUCACUUUUCUGUUCUAUCCAUUUUAUACCCGUGUUCGAUUUUUCUUUUUUUUUGAAGUGUCUUGCGCAAUAAUUGCCAUAGCACAUACAAUGGCAAUCUUUUUUUUGUUUUUAUACAUUUUAUGUGGAUAAGUCAGGUAUAACGUCAAAUAAUAUAUUAUAUUGUGAACAUACUCUGUAAACUAAAUACAAAUUUGUAAAAAUGAUCACAUAGGUAUAACUAAACAACCUAUACUUUUCUUAAAUUCUAUAGGAAUGGCGAAAAAUAUUUUUAACAUGUCGGAGGAUCAAGGGACAGAUCAUAACCGCAUGAAAAUUGACAGUUUUAAACAUAAACUUACAUGUCUAGUCUUUAUAUUCCAAGGGGCGGGAUAAUUCGGCAGAUCUGGAAUAAUAGUGUAUGGGUAUCAACAAUUAUGUACUUCGACGAAUUAGAACUGACGACCUGAUCAGGAGAUCUGGAAUACCAUUUCAAAACUAACGGGACAUCUUCCGAGUAUGAGGGGCUAAUAGCAUCUUCAAGCUGAAAGUUUCCAUAAAUUAAAAAGGAUUGAGGAGUGAAUUGAUUUUAUAAUGAUGGUUACUAUUUUUUUUUCUGCGGAUAACUUUUCUACCAGCAAUUUUGUUCUAAUUUACAAUGAUAGCGCUUUUUCUGAAAGGAAACCGGACUCGGGAGAUACUUUGGGGUGGCCAUUUUUUGAUUUUCCCUAUAAAUGAGAAAAACCGUGAAAAAAAAAUAAAAACGGGAAAAUAGGUACAAUCUUAAACUUUAAAUAAAUAUUAUUAAAGAAAAUAUAUAAUGCAUAUUAUGUAAUUAUUUUACAAUAAUUUGACAUACAUAAUAUUGUUGACUAACAACCGAACUCCGCUUAGAAUCGUUUUUUCGUUACCAAUGGUUUAUCGUUACUUAUAGAUAUAAAUUAAAUUUCCCCUUUAUUUCCUUCCAAACUUCUCACCUAUGACAGUGGCUGCACCCAUCCAAUAGGGAUAAUAAUAGGGAUCUAUUAUCCCAGGACAUUAUUAUUACAUUAUAUAUUUUUUAUAAAGUUAAUGUUGAAUUAAUUGUUUAAAAAACAAGACAUGUACAUAUAGGUAUUUAUAUUUUAUAACUACUUAGUUUCGGCAUAAUUGAUGAUUAAUAAUUAAUUCUAUUAUUAUUUAUAAAUGAAAGGUAUUAAUUAUUCCUUUUUUGUACAUAAUAUAUAUAUCAAUCAAUAAGUAAAUAAAUAUAAUAUAUAAUAUAAUUGUAAAAUUUAACUAAAAAUUAAGUAUGAAUCACUGUUGAAACGUAUACAAAAAUCUUUCUUCGGGCGAAUGCUAGCACACUUUGGUGAAUUGCCAAUUUGCCGUAAUUUUUUUUGUCAAUGUCGUUGCAUUAAAAGAUAAGAAAGUGGCGUCAUCUUAUCUUCUUUACAUCGUGAUUAUAUAGGAGCGUUUAAAUCAUAGACCUAAUAAACUAGUUAUUUGAUAACAUGUUGAAUAUCGGCAAACUAAAAUUUUGAAUAAAUAUGGUGUUGUAUUUAAAACUUACUAACUGCUGCCCAAAACAAGUUAUAAACUAUCUUUAUAAUAUUUAAUUUAAGGAGAUUGGUAAAACCCACUUUAUCUAUACAGGCAUGACAUCGAAAUUUAGACAUGUUCUAUUUUAACAUAUUGCUUGAAGUAAGUUUAUGAAAACAAAAUAUUACAAAUAAUAAAUUUUUCUGGAUAUUCACUGAUGAUAUCAUACUAAAAUCUGAUCAGUAUUAAUUAGUGUUUAAUUCUGUUAAAUUCACGAUCUUUUUUUUUCCUAAUUAAUUUUCCUUGUGAUAUUUGUAAUAAUAAUAAAAUCCUUUCGAAAACAUGCCCGUAAGGUAGAAAAUAUUAUUCUUGAAAAAUAUGAUUUUUCAAAACGUAAUAAAUAAUUGCUUCAAUCUUGAUUUUUUUGAAAAAAACUAUUGAUUGAUCAUCAAAAUUCUGAGUGUGGCGUAUCGAUCAAUAAGGUAAUUUUACAAUUUAAUUAUAUUACAGGAAUGUUCUGAGUUUUUCAUUAUAAUAAUAUUUGCUAAAAUCCCUUUUAUUUAUGUUACUUUUAUUAAUCAUAUUUAUUCAAAAUUUUAAUUUGCAACUGAUAAUCAACAUGUUUUUUAUACAUUACACGCACGAUAUUGCAAUACACGUGUGUACUAUGAGGUGCAUUCCUGUAUUUAAACACUCCUAAUUAUAUAACUAGAUGACUUGACAAUGUUUUGCUACUGAUAAUAGUGUAAAUAAUAAUAAUUUUUAUCUUGUCCAUGAUAACCAAAUUAUUAUUUGUAUCAUCAAGGUAACCUACGAAUAGACAAAAAUAAAUAAAUAUAUUUUCAUAAAAAAUUAGAUAUUCAUAUCAGAAAUAACUAAAAACUCCUAUGUAAUUCACAGAAUUGUUAAUGAAACGUUGUGUCAAAAUUUGAAAAUGAUUGGUAAAGAGUUUUUUGUUUUAAACUAUUUUUCAUUUCAUCCGUGUAACUAGUAACCCAUAAUUCGACAAAAAUAAUUUAAUUUUCAUACCAAAAAUAUCUUUUUAUCUCUCAUUUCAUCGUCUCAUAGGUCAUUGAAAUGAAGACUAUGCUAUCUUUUAAGUUGGACCAAAUCACACACAUUGAAUAUUAUUUUAUCGAAAUUGGUUGAGUAGUUUCAGAGUGCAUCAAUUCGUCGUACGCGUGAUUUGUUUGAUAAUAAUAUGUGUUAUUAAUUAUCUAUAUUAUGGUCAAACAAUUUUUAAGCAUUCUUUCUUUCUUCAUUCUUUCAUUUCUUUUUUCAUUCUAAACAGAAAUGCUUGAAAAUUUAACAGUAGGUUUCUUAAAAGUUUUACUUCAUGUUCAAAAAAAAAAAAAAAAUUGAGCUUUAUGUAGUAUUUUUUCUUUUUAUAAAAGAAUUUUAAUAUUCAAUUUUUAAAAAUUAUUUUGAACAUAUGUAUAUUGCUGAUUUGAGAAAUGAUGGCGAAGACAAAAUUGAGCAGACUGAUUUAGUUUUGAAAUUAUAGCUUUUUGAAGUUCUGAUAUUAUAUGCCGGAUAUUAUGUGUUAUGUUAAUUAUCUCAAUAAAUUCAUCUCUGAGAUCGCAAAUUUAAACCAGAAUUCCGAGAAUUUUUUUUUGCAAAACCGUGUUGGGUAGGUAACGGAAAAAACAAAAGCACUUUAUUUUCAUUAAAUAUUAUUGUGAUUGUAAUUUAGUAUUAUUAUUAUUUUUUUUUAAGAUAAAACCAAGUUUUAGAAAAAUCAUAAAUAUUACAUCCUUUCAAAACAUGUAUAACCGAAUUUUGCUCCUAAUCGUUUUUCGUUAUCGUUAUGGUUUAUGGUUGGUUUUAGAUAUAAAUUAAAUAACUAUGUAUCCCGCAUUCCCCACUACCCACCUACAACAGUGACCGCAUCCAUUUCCAGUAGCAGCUCUUUUAUUUUUUUUCGUCUGUUUCUCAAUCACUUUUAAAAGAAAAUUUGCUUUGAUGAAUCGUGUGUACCAACUUUUCUGAAAGGAAAUUUUGUUUUGUUUGUGCAUUUGAGAAGUUAUUUUAUGAAUUUUUAAAGAAUUCUCAAAAUAAUUAAGAAUAGCCGUAAAUAAAAUUAUUAUGAGUGAAACUGCUAAUAUUAACGACGUACUAUAAUAUUGCCGAUUUUAUUGUUUUUAAUUUUGACGAAUUAAGUUUUCUACCAGAAAUAAUACUUUAAUUAAAAAAUACCAAGAGACCUUUUUUGUUGAAUUUUGGAUCUAAUUAUUCACGAAGUAAGAAAUUUUAUGAUUUUCCCAGCUGUCUUUUUUGGUUUUCCCAACUGUUAUAAUAUAAUUGGAAAAAAACAAAAAAAUAUGUAAAUGAAAACGGGAAAAUAUAGAACAUUUAAAGUAGAUACACCGUGAAUAUCAUUAAGGCACUGUAGAACACCCUGAAUAAAUUAAAUUAUCCUUUUUAUCUUUCUUUACCAGUGCUUGGACAAACAGUUUUAUAAAUAUUUUCAAUAAACUUAUACAUAAACAUCAGUUUUUUAAGUAUGGGCUAUUUUUUUUUUUUUUACUAGAAUCCAACUCUCUGAAAUCAUUUUAAUCUAAUACCCAUUGACAAAAAAAAAAAUUAUGAUAAAUCUUUAAAAUACCUAGGUCAUCAAAACUCCUAUUUGAUUUUAAAAUUGUAUCAAAUAUUGAAAAAUGAUGAGAAAAUAAUAAAAUUCUACCUUCUAGAUUAUUCACUAGUCGAAUAAUUUACUAUCUUCAAUCUAAUAUGGGUUUAGACCAAAGUAAGAAAUAAUUGAUAACAACAAAAAUUUGUUUUAAUAUUUUUAGACUUUGCCAAGGCUUUUGAUACAGUAGACCAUAUGAUAUUAUCAAAGUUGGAAAAAUUGAGCUCCGAGCCUAAUUAAAUUAUAUUUAUCACAGAUAAUGCAAUUUGUAAAUAGUAAGGGACAUUGAGUUUGAGCUAACGUAUUCUAUGCGAAGUUCUACAAGUACUGCAUUAUCUCCCUUUCUCUUUAAUGUUAAAAUAAAUGGCAUUGAUACAAAAUGCUAUCUGUCAAAAACCUAUUUUAUAAAGUAGCUGCUUGAUUUAUUUUUGGUAUCAUUGUUUAAGUUGUUACUACAAGGCCCCAAGAAUUCAGAAAGAAGGAACAAUUGAUUGUUAACUUAUAAGCAUUAUAUAAAAUAAUAUGGUCUGUUGUGAAUCAGGAGCUAGGGAAAUUAUAAUAUUAUCAGAAGACCAAAAUAUUUGAGAAAUAUAUGAAAAGAAACUAAAGAACAGUAAAUUUGUAUUACAGAAAUAAAAUAAGUUUUCUGAAUGGGAUACUGUUGGAAAUAUUUGAUGAAUUUUCUAGUUUUCUUAAAAAUAGAAAACCUAAAACCUGAAACUAAUAAUGAAAUUAAACAUGGAACAAUUUUCAAAUCAUUUUGGUUUUUGAGUUUUUGGGUUUUCAGAUUUAUUGGGUGUUAUUUAGAUACUAUUGGAUUAUUUAUCUUAAAUGCUUAAAUAUUUGAUGAAAUGUUUAUCAUAAUUUGUUUUUAGUGGUAAUGUAGUAUUUUUUUAUAUUUUACAAGUAUCUUAAUUUCAUGAAAACAGUAAAAAUCCUGUAUUUUUCGAACUUUUUUUCAUCUGAUUAAAAUUUUUUUCUCUAGAAAUACAUAUUGAUUAAUUUUAAUUGACUUUUUAAUUAUAAAUAAGUGGAUCGAGUUUUAUUGGUUUUACAAUGAUGUUUAUUAUUUUUAUUUUUUUAUGUGAAGACUUUUUACCAGGAAGCAUACUACGAUUAUCAAGUAUGACACCUUUUUUGAAAGGAAAUGUUCUCUGGGUGGUACUUAAGAGAGAUUAUUUUUUGAAAUUCUAAUUAAUAUUCGAGAUAAUGAGGAAAAUCUGGUUCUUAAGGUCAAAAAGAUUGAAAGAUUAAAAAUAAGGUUGUCAUUGGCAACUGUUUUAUUUAAUUUUUUUGUUAUUAAGUUUUUAUUAUUUUACAAUCUUUUUAAACAAUCCUUCUUGUCAUGGAAACGCACAUUUUUGAAAUCGUUUUACCAUAAUAUGUCAUAUAUGCAAAUUGUUGACAAAGUAACACUAUCAAUUGAAUUCUGCUUAGAAUUGUUUUUUUGUUAGCAAUGGUUUAUCGUUGCUUACAGAUAUACAUUGAAUUCCCAUUUAAAUCCUACCUUCCCAAGUUUUUACCUACAAAAGUGGCUGCACCUAUGUGCAAAUUAUAUCCGCUAUUUUUUUUCUAUGAAGUCCAACAUAAUGUUGUUAUAUUCUUAAUUUGAAAAUAUCAUUAAUCAAUUUACUUUAGAAAUAUAUACAUGGGUAUUUUACAUUAAAAGUUUUCAAAAAGUUUUAAAAGUUAUGCCUAGUUUACACGAUGCGUAGUAAUUAUCAUUAACAUUUCUCACUCUCACUAACCCUUCCGUGUUGUAAGAGCAGGAUGGCGUGGCCGAAAAUUAGUCUGUAGGAAUUUUAAUAAAUAAACUACUAGUUAACUAAUCAAUAAAAAGCUAAUAAUUUUAUUAGUUUUAACACAAUAGCAAUUUCAUUACAAUUUGUCACUUGAUUAAACAGAAGUGAAAUUGUAAAAAAGAUUCAACAACAAAAAAAAAAGAAAAGAUGGCACAGAGCGUAGCAUUACUGCAUACUGGCCAUGGAAGAACUAAACUUACUAACAAGCCUAAUCCCCACAAUAUUCAUAUAUAUUACUACAGUGUAAACAGUAAAAAUAGUGCGAAUGUGAGUGGAAGUGGCAAUAAUUGUAACUUAUGAAUUAAUAGAACAGUGUCUUAUUUAUCAUCAACAAGUAGCUAAAAGCUCCUUAGCUCUGUAGAGGAGCACUACUAUUCUAUUUAUUGCUGCUCAUGUAACGGGUGACCUCUAGAUGGUAGUACAAACUACAAGUGCGUAGUAGUAGUGAUGAAUAUGAUAAUACAAUAACAAAAUAUUUUUUUAUCACUGGUUCUGUGUGUAGUGUUAUACUGUUUGCGUUUUAAUUCAUAUUUUUAAAUAAUUUUAACAAAAUUAAUGUCUGAAAUACAUAAAGGACAUUUCAUUUAUAGGUACAUUAUUUACUCUCAAGAUUAGUUGCAUUUAAAAAUAAAUUAACUAUUUAUUCUUUAUUGAAAAUUGAUAUACAUACAUUUCUAGGCAAAUAUUUUUUCUAUUAUUUGUCAUAUACAACAGUUACUUUACUAUUUAUAAAUUAAAUCUCAUUCAUAAACAAUAUUUCAUUUUCUAUAUUUAUAUGUUUGUAGUGCUGCAGGUCAUGAUAACAAUAAUAGUAUUGUUUCCAGAAAAGUUACAAAUGAUCAGCCCAGUACAAGUAUAUCUGACAUGUAAGUAAAUAUUGAUAUUCAAAUAUUGAUGGUGUUUAGGCAAAAACUUGGAUCCAAGUGAUAUUUUUCUAGCAUUUAAAAAGAGCAAAAAAGCUAGUUUUUAUUUUAUUUUAAAUUUUGAAUUCCAAUAACUUUUUUUAUUUGAUUUUUAAAAUUUUAUUUUGUCAUUUUUUUAAGUAAAUUAUUGUCAGUUUUUAAUUUAUUGUUAUUGAAAUUCCAUGUUUAUGAAAAAUUUUGUUUCUUUUACAAAUUUUAAUUUGAAUUUUUCGUGUUCAUACCCCUUUUGAUAAUAAUGAGUUAUAACUAGUUAUUGUGUUUGUAAUAGUGAGUUAACAAUUUGGAGUUUGACAUUUGUGGUUAUGUGAUUACGUUUCUUUGUCCCCAUAAAUGUAUUAUUAUUGAUGUUUAGUCCCCAAAAAUGUCAUCUUGGCCCAUGAUAUAGAAUUAACACAUAAAGUACCAUUUAGAUAAUAAAUUCCUGAAUGUUAGCACUGGGAAGCUACUUUCCUUAAGCUCUCAUUUCUUGUAUGCGUAUACUUUUUGUUUACUCUAAUAUGCUUAUUGUUACUGUUAUUACAGAUAGUAUAUUUUAUAAUAAACGUUUAAAAAAAAUCAAAUUAAAGUUGAGAGUUGAACCAUACAUUGCACUUAUAUUUUUUCUACCAUAUUUUUUUUAUUUACUUUAUUGAAAUAUUGUUGGUCGAUACAUCUAAAUUAGUUUCAAUAUACUUAAAAAUAAUAGCUGCAUUCAAAUUGUGUGUCAAAAAAAGAAAGCGAUGUUGGUCACCAACCGAGUUGUGUGCAAGGUUUUUUGCAACAGGAAAUUUUUAAAUAAUAAUAUACAAAUGACUUAUUUACUUGGGUAAAGUGUUGAAAGGAUAUAGGUUUAAAAAAUGAGUACUUAAGAGUACUAGGCACUAGCUUAGGUGUGACUUCAAUAGUAGAUAAAAUGAGAGAAUGUAUAUGUGGCGUUUGAACAGCACCAAAAACCAUUUUCAUAUUUAUAGUAAUAGCUAUUUUCAAUAAAAGAUAUAUGUUUAAAAGUGUGGAGGGUCACUAAAGAUAAAAGUUAUAAUAAAUAAAUAUAAAAUUAAUAAUAAGAUAAUAAAAUAGAGUAAAUAAUAUUUUCCGAUAUUUGGUCAAUGUAGGAGUUAUAUUACAAAUGGAUAUCUUUCAAGGUGCCUUUAAAUGCACAGAUCGGACAUUCGUUGGUGAUGUGUUUAGUCGUCUGGGAUUUAAGGCCAUAGUUACAUGUUUAAUAAAUCCUCAUUUAAAAAAAAAUGUGGAUACUCCUACUAUGGCCUGUCCUGAUACAGUUUAGUGUUACCCAAGUAUUUCUUUAGAAAUCAAAUCUGGGUUGUUUGAUUGUAGUUGGGUUAGUCAAUAGUUUUUAGUCUUCUGGAUUCUCUAUUAUUCAAUAGUUUUCCAAUUUAUAACUUAUGUUAAAUUUUUCUCUGGUGAGAUCCCGUGAUUUUCUCCACGAUAAUUUUUGGGAUUUGAGUCGUAUGUUUUCUAAUGUAGCGUGUUCUCUACGUAAUUUUGAAGGGGCAGUGUUACUAAGGACUGGUAGUCUUUUGCCGGUGGGAAUUUCUUUAGUCCGUAAAUUGAGCGCAUUGCUGAAUUUGACGUUUGUAUACAUUUGUGUGAACACUAUAAGGCAGACAGGUACACUGAAGCUUACUUGGUAUUUUUUACUUCUUGUCCACUGAAGCUGACAUUUAUUUCUGGACUUGCUUUUUUGUUAUUUAAAUGGAACACUGUUACUUAUGUUUUUGAUAGGUUCGGUGUAAGUCUUCACUUUAUAAAAUAUGAGUCUAACUUGUCAAGGUCAUUGGUUACUAACCUUUUAGUCUCUAUUCUAGCUAGAGCAAUAUCAUCCACAUAGUUAAACUUUUUGGAGGUUGUCGGAGGUAGGCUUUUUGUAUAUAGGUUAAAUAUAAUAGAACCAGAUCUAAGCCCUGUGGUAAGCUAUUAUUUAGCACUUGUCUAUUACUAAGCAUGUUUUUUUGAGUAGUGUGUGUAAUGUUUUAUAUGGGAUUACAUUGAGGAAUUUAGAUAGAAGACCCUUUUACCAGACUGUCAUAGGCAGAUGACAAAUCUAUAAAAGCUGAAGUAGUUUUUGAUGUAAGUGAUUAGUGCCAUAACUUGAUCACAAUAAUUUUUUUGUGAGCGGAACCCUACCUGUUUUUACGGUAAAAACUAUAGUUUCCGAUAUUUGGUUAUAAAUUAACCUCUCAAGUAGCUUGUAGCACGCUCUUAAUAGCGAUAUAGGUCUGUAAUUUUUAACCUAAUCGUCUGGCUUAUGUGGUUCUAUAACUGGUAGUACCUUGGUUGUUUUGAGUAGUUUUGAUAAUUAACUUCAGCGGAGUAUGUCUGAGAAUGAUGUCUAAAAAAAGGCAAUUUAUAUAAAAAGUACAACUUCUGUUGAAUGUGAAAUGUUAUUUGAUACCAUUUAAUAAAUAUUAUAUUUGUAUAAUGUGAUGUACAGCCCCCACAUGUUUUUUUUUGAUGGAACACCUAAAAUAAAAGUAUGUAAAUAUCGGCAAUUGUCUCUUCUACUAAAUUUUGCUAUCAAAAACUAAAGUUUCAAUUUUAUAUUAAAUUUGUAAUUAAAUUAAUGAUUUAUAUACAUAAAUACCUAGAUAACAAUAAAAAAAACUAUUUUUACACAAAAAUAUGUUUCAUUUAAUAUCUAAAAUUAUAUAUUUAUGAGAUUCGGAGCAUAUCGAGGGAUCUAUUGGUUUCACCAUGGUCUCAGAAUAUUAGAUCUGGUAAGUCGCCAUGAUGUGUGUUUUUGUAUUUUUUUUUUGUUUUUCUGUCUGUGAACAAUUUUUCUACUGGAAAACUUGCUCCGAAAUACAGACUGUAGCACUUUUUCUGAAAGGUAAUUUCUCUCAUUGAUGCAUAGAGGAGGUAAUUUUAUGAUUUUCCGAGAGGUUUUUAAAAUAAUUUGGUAAAACCCGAAAGAAAAGUAUAGGUAAAACGGCUCGCUGCGGUGUUACGUUUUCAUUAUUUUUAUUAUAACAUGGUGUUUUUUACCAGAAAUAUUGCUCCAAUCAAAAAACUACAAGAAAUUGAUUUUGUUCCUUAUAAUACUUUGUCAAGAACAAUGUAAGUCGUUUUUGAUAUUUAAAGUAUUUUUCAUAAUAAAUGGGAAAAACCACAAAAAUUAAAAUGUACGAUUUUUUUUAAAUUACGACACAACAAUUUCAUUAUUAUUAAUUAUCACGGCUUAUAUUUUCUACCAUAAAUAUUACUCCAAUAAAAGAUCAUCAAGAUAUCUUUUUUGUUGAAUUUGUAAUCUAGUUAGCGAACAAGAAAAUCGUUUGUUUUUUUUCUUUGUAAUUUUAAAUAAUUAAGCAAAACCGUUAAAAAAUGCUGAAAGAACGGGAAAAUGUACGGAAAUAAUAAUUUUAUUAUUUUCAAUUUUGUUUUUUUAAUGUAAUUUAAUAUAUUCAUAUAUAUUCAUAAAACCUUGAUAUUUUGACAAAAACUUAUAUUUGCUUUUUCUAGGUGUGGUAAAAUUUUCAAAAUAUUUGAUCUACUUUUGAGCUAAUUAUAGACAUUUUAAUUUUGCAAGUUUUGUACUGCAUUAUUUUUAUUUAGUAGAUACUCUGUGGAUACAAUUGUUAGAUUCAACAGAAAUUAUAGAAAAUUUAACAGGAGAUUCCAUAAAUGUCGUACUUAAGGACUAUUUACACACAGCAGUGACGUGACCGUGCCAUACCCGUUCCGGGAUUCUACUGACCGUGAUUUUUAUUCACAAUGGUCAGUUAUUCAUCCGUCAUUGAGUACUGUGCAUCGUAUCUCGCACUUAUUCAAUAAGAUUUUCAUCGUUCAUUUUCAAAAACUGAGAGAGAAUGAAACACGACAAAAAUCACGGCCGUGAAAUAUGAAAAAUAUCGUCGGCAAGUAAUCGCGAAUUUACGGUACGAUAACGGCGACUGUUUGCGCCGGUACGGUCACACGCGGGGCGAGUGAGAACAACAAUCUUAUCUCUCCUUUAAGAAUAUUAUAAAUUUCGCCGGGGGAAUCCCAGAACGGUCACGGCACUGUCACGUCACUGCUGUGUGUAAAUAGGUCUUAGAGUUUUAAAAAAAAAAAAUUGAGCUUUAUGUAGUACAUUUUUUUUAAAGAAAUUUGAAUACUAAAUUUGGCGAAAAUUGUAAAUAUUACGACCUGUCGAAACAUGUAUAACCAAAUUUUUCGAAUCGUUUUUCGUUAUUAAUGAUUUAUCCUUUGUUAGAGGUAUAAAUUAAACAAUUUUAUGUAUUUCAAUUUCUUACUACUCACCUACAACAGUAGCUGCACUUGUCUCUAGUAUCAACCUUUUUUAUUAUUAUUUAUAUAAUAAUCAAAAUAAUAUUUAAUUAUAUUACAUAUAAUAUACAAUAUAUAUUCUGCCCUCUGUCAGUAAGGCCUGCGCAUACCCAUGCAUAAUACUACAUCUUCCUCAUUAACAUAAGCUUUGUACUCUAUCAGUAGCUAUUUAUAUAUUUAUCGGAUCAGGCCGAAAUAUAAUACCUGUUCGUAUACCUAUGGGAAUGUUUUGUUUAGCAACAGCUAGAACAGCUCUUACAAACUUUUUUAGUUUUCAAGGGUAGCAGGGAUACAUUUUACAGCAGAGUUAAAAUCUUUCGCGUAGUUAAUCCUAUUUACUUUAGAUAGAUUCCUAUGAGGUUUUGGGGUAAAUUUUACUAUUGAAAUUUGAAGGCCAAUUUAAUCCGAGUGAUGAUUAAGAAUUUCGGUCAAAGCAUUUCUUGCAGAAUACACAAAAGUACAACAGUAGUACCUUUUGACUUUAAUAUACCUGCCGACCGGACCUUUUUUUUUUAGCGCUGAGUGCUGUUUAAGAGCCGGAUGGGGAACGGGGCAGAGCCUCAAGUGUAUUCAAUGCACUGUUCUGAUUCCAACGAACUUACCGUUUAAAUUGAGUGUCCAGUUUCUUGUUCGCCUUGCAUUCACAAAGAUUAUUUAUAAAUCACAAUGCCAAUUGGUUUUAUUAAAAAUAAACCUUAAAUUACCUUGUUUUUUCCAUGAUCAGUUGCACAUGUUUGAGAGUCGGUAAACCAUCGGCGCUAUUCGUUUUUCUAUGAACAGAAAUAAAAAAAAAUAUUGUUCAUCAGUAAGCAUUAAAAACACCAAUAAAUUAUUGCCAAAAAAACUAAUUCCGAUUUUUUCAUUUCAAUAAAUAAAUUUUUGUAACUGAAACUGUUUUGUUUCAAUUUACAUAAAUUCAAGAAAAAAUUCAGCUGAAUGAAUCCUUUAUCGACUAAUGGACCAAUUUAAACCCUGCCUUUCGUAAAACAGUCUGCGUGCCUGGAGAAGGUUUAUAGAUUACGAAAAUCAUAUUAAUUUUUAUUAAUUCAUGUGUCACUUAUGAUACACUUUUAGUUUGCCAAAGUCAGAUUGCCCAUUUUUCACUAAACUUUUUUUGUUCAAUAGUGGCACGAAAAAUUACGAGUGGGACAGCUAGUUUAUUAAACACUCUUAAGUGAUAAAGAAACCAAUUUAAAAUUAAGGAGCUUGUGUGGGACCUUAUUUUUAAAUGUUGAGUGGAACAAUGUAUAAUAUAUUUGUUUUACUGAUUUUUUUUUUUUUUUGUGUGAGCAAUUAUUUUAUCAAAAAUCGUGUUUCAAAUGGUUUUCUGUGUAGUUUUCAAUUAAUUGGAAAAAGUUUAUGACAUUUAUAGUUUCAUUAUUUUAGAUUUUGAAUUUUUCUUGUGAUUCAGGUUAAAAAUACCCUAGAGACCUGAAAUUUUUACAAAAUAUUUAUAUUAGCCUUUUCUAGAUGUGGUUUAAUUUUUAAAAAACAUACAAGUGAUUCUUGAGCUAUUUAUAGGUAUUUGGGGAUUUCUAAUUUGUUCAUAUUUUUUAUUUGGUAGGUAUAAUGUGAAUGAAGUUAUUUAACCAAACAGAAAUGCUCAAUAAUUUACUUGGAGAUUUAUUAUUAGUUCUAUUUAGUGGUCAAAAUCAGAAAGUAUUACUCUUUACUUUCUUAUAGUAACUAAUUUUAAAUUUUGAGUAAAGCGAAGUAGUUUAUGGUUUUACAAAAAUUUACAAAAUAUAAUAGAUAUAAUAUUACAAUUGUUUUUUUCUGUGGAUAACUUUUCUACCAGCAAUUUCGCUACCAACUUUUAAUGAUACCAAUGUUUCUGAAAGGAAAUUUCACUGGGAAGGCAAUUUAUAGAGGUCAUUUAACAUUUUUCCUGGAAUUUUCUCAAAAAAUAUAAAAAAUUGAAAGUACAAUAUUAAACAAAUAUUAUUAAAGACAAUAUAUAGAUACUAUUUAAUUAUUUUACUAUAAUAUGGCAUAUAUAUUGUUGACAAAGUAUCGCUAUCAACUAAACUCCACUCGGAAUUGUAUUUUCGUAAACAAUGGUUUAUAUAUCGUUGCAUACAGGUAUACAUUAAGUUACCUAUAACAGUGACUGCACCCAUCUCCAUUAUCCUAGGAUGUCUUUUUGUAUUUAAUGAUUUUAAGAUCAUUUAAGAUCUUAAUGAAAAUCUUAAAUAUUAUGCCCUUUCAAUCGAUAUAAAAACAAACUUCCCUCAGAAUUGUCAUUUUUUGCAGAUAUAAAUUAAGUAACCGUAUAUACUGUACUUACCUAAUUUCCUACCUACAAUAGUGGUGGACCCAUCAGCAGUAUUAGCUCUUUUACUAUGAUGUGUUUUUUUAUUAUUCAGAAGUAUUCUUUACAGAAAUUAUUUUUAUGUGUCAUAGAAGGAAUUAAUUUCAAGUUUAAUAUUUUGUUAGAAUCAGAAAGACUAGAGGGUCACAAUUUACUUAGAUUUUAAAAAUAAUAUUUUAAAAUGCUACAUUUAUUGUUUACAUACAUUUAAUCAAUUCUCAUCAUUUUUUAAACUGAUUUGAUAUUGUAUGAUUUUGGUUACAUAAUUGAAUUCUAAUGCAGUAUAGGAAGUUUUUCUCUUUCAAACAGAAAGAAAUUAUUGAUAUUUUAUCAAUCUAUGUGGCAUACAAUUUUUUUUCUAUAAAGCAUGUUUUGAACAAAUUAAAACCGAUUGGUUUUUUUGUUAGAAAAUUUUUAGACUCGAUUUGUAAAUUUUAUUUGUUGUUAAGAGGAUGCCAUCCAUCUACUGUCUCUGUCUUACAAACACGAGACAUAACAAAUUUGUGUUAAGUAGGACACAUUUUGUGCUGUUAGAUUUAAUAUUAAAACACAUUGACUUGUUACUAAACUUAAAGGUAAGAAGAUUAUAUGUGCUCUAAGCAUUGAUACUUUUUUGAUAUUUUUAUUUUUAUGAGACAUGAGUAUGUUAAAUAUCACAAUUUAAAAAUGAUUAUAUCUUGCUUAAAAAUAUAAUCUUCUAACUUUUAAUUUUGGCAAUAUGUCAAUUUGCUUUAAUAUUAAAACUAACAGCACAAAAUGUGUCUUACUAAGUACAAAUUUGCUAUAUCUCACAUUUGUAAGACAGACAAUAGAUGUCUGUAUGGUAUCCUCUUAAUUAUUAUUAUCAACUUGUUAAAAGCUAUAAGUUUCACCCAAGAAGUUUCACCCAAACAAAAUGAAAUGCAAGAGUAAAGCAUUAAAUUAAUUGUGUUCACCAGAUCUAAUUAUUACAAAUAUUUUGGAUGUUAUAAUACAAUUUGAUAAGAAAACUCAUAAUGUAGCUUUUUCUAGUUGUAUAAAUAUAUAUAUAUAUAUAUAUAUGUUUGUUUUGCAAUUAAUAAUUAUCUUAUUUAUAAAAAAUAAAAUGUUAAAAUUAAAACUAUUAAUAGAAUGUCUUGAGACACCUGAAUCAAAUAUAAAAGAUCAUAAUUAUUAAUACUACUAGUACUCUAAAGUUUUUAGAUUUCAUUAAUUCAGGUUCAAAAAGUAUAGACAAUCAAAUAUUAUUGAUUGGUGUAUGAUACGCAUACUGUUGGAAAAAUGAUUGAAUAAAUAAUACUAUUUUUAUUAAAUUUAAAAUUAUAUUGUAGUAGAUACAUUACCUAUAUAAUCUAAACUUGAAGUUCUUUCAUUCGUGACCAAUUUGAACAUUUUAAAAAUGAAGGCUAAUUGGCUAAUUAAUUUUGUUUCAAUUAACUUGUGUUUCUAUGAAAAUAGGAAAAUAGAAAUGAUACAAAUUCUAAUUGAAACUUAUACAUAGAAUAACUCAAAGAGAUUUAAGAUUAAAUAAUUUAAUAUUGUUUUUUUUAUAAAUAGAUAUAAUAGACCAAAUUAAUAAAGAUGAUUUAGCAAAACAAUUGUCUACUUUUUUUAAAAAGAUUUUUGUAUGUGACUUACUCGUAUGGCCUACUCAUGGGCCAUGUUUACUAUCAUUAUUAAUUAUGCUAAUUUAUUCAAAAAUUUUUUCAGUGUUGUGAAUACUAAUAAAGAUCAUGAUUAUAGUAGCCAUAGUCAAGCUCAAUCAAGUUCACACUGUACUCUAGUGUAUGUAUGCUUAUUAUUGCAAAAGAUUGUAUAAAUAUUAAAUUAAAAUUAGUUUUGAUAUAAUUUUGAAUCUACACAGUGAUGAUGAUAUAAUAAUGAUAUCCGAUGACUCCAAUGAUGCUCAUGAAAAUAAUGUUGAAAAAGAUAAUGAUGAUGAUGAUGUGCAAUUUGUUUCGGAAACACCUGCUAUAACUAACUUAGUUAAACCCUUAAUCAAGUAUAGGUAUAUUAAAUCCAACCCUCCAGCCAAGCCUGUGAAACGUGUUUCCAAAAAACGUGUUAAUAAAAAAGCUUUAAAUGCAUAUAAUGUUAUGGUCUGCAAAGACAAAGAACGAUCUACAUUAGUCUUUAAAAAAAGGUAAGAAAAGUAUAUUAUGUAUAACAUAUAAUAUGAAGUAUAUGGUUUAAAUCAUACUUAUCUAACAGAGUCAAAUUUGUUGUUAAAGUCUUUGGAUAUAAAUCUAAAACUAUUAGUGUACCUUCAGGUGUUCCUCAAGGUGGUCAUUUAACUCCAUUAUUGUUUUCUGUAUUAGUAAAUGGACUUAAAUUUAUUAUCCUUAAUAUUAAAUUCCUAAUGUUUAUUGAUGAUUUGAAACUCUUCAGUUAAAUCGAGUCAAUUAACUCAAUUUAAUGCAUAAUUUCCAGAAAGGGCUUGAUGCUGUUGUCUUGUGGUUAAAUUCUAUGUGAUUUAAGCUUUAAUACAUGUAAAUGCUAAUCUAUGUCUUUGACUAAGAAUAGAACUAUUAGCAAUUGCAUGUACCUAAAUAAUGUUUCUUGUAUUACUACUAGGAAGAACGAUUUGGAUGUUCUUUUUUGCUCAAAUUUUGAAUUUCAUUUCCAUAUUGAAGAAGUUUGCUGUUAUGUGUUUAAGCUUUUAGGUUUUUUUAUUCACAUGUUCAAGGAAUUAAAGCUCACUCUCUAGUUCUUUUAAAGCUAUGUACUGAUCUCUUGUAAAAUCUCUUUUGGAAUAUUCUUUUAUUCCCUGGGACCCUUUUACGGUAGUGGACUCUUCUCUUGUUGAACGAGUUCAGAGAUGUUUUUGUUCUUCUGCAUCUUUCAUUUUAAAAAUUUCUUGCUCACCUCACGAUUAUAGCCCAGUAAUGAAUUAACUUGGAUUUACGUUUUUUAUUGAUACACUGUUAACCUUAAUAAGUAUUAUUGUAAUUGGAAUAUUACUCCAUAAAUAAAUAUUAAACAACAACUGUAUAUAGUAAAUAAUAAUUUUUAUUUUUUCAGAGAUAAUUUAAUGGUUACUCCCAUUUUAACUGAAGAAAUGACCGUCACGCCAGAUAUGCCCUUGCCCCUUUAUCAGGAAGACCCAGCACUUCAUAACAUCAAUAUCCCUAUAAUUACUUUGCCACAGGUCACACAACUUCAAAAUUCUCAUAUGUUGACAAAUGGUCCUACACUGGUUACACCCGAAACUGGGUUUCAUUUUUUGUAUGCAAGUGAACAGUCUGUUGACUUGACUCAUGAACCUGAAAAAAAGUUAGAUAAUAGCAUAUUAUUAAAAUUUUUAAUAAAGUUAACAUGGUUUACCUAACAUCAUUUUUUUAUCCGGUCCCUAUUUUCUAUGUCCUUAUUUAAUUCUGUCCCUGUUCAUCACUGUUUUGUUUAUAAGUUAUGGAUAUCUGAAUGGGAAAACCUCCCUGCUACUUACAUCUUAAGUUAUAAAUGAAUGUACCCUAACAUCCCCAUGCAAUCAUGGUUCUGAGCAUUCAUUAGUUAGUUAGCUUUCAUUCAAUUGUUUUGUUAUAUUCUAGGUUCUAUUGGGUCUUGUUAAUUAUGUUUACAAGUUAGGGCUCAAUUAAUAUUUACUACCCCUAAUAAUGAUGGCAAAUCAUACUUUUGUUAUCUGCCUUUAGAUUAUCUAACUAUCAACCGAUUCAUUUUUUUAAAAUACCUUCUCUUCUCUCCGUAACAUCUAUUCAAUUUUUAUAAAAAAUGAUCUCGUAAUUAAUUCCAUUUUUAACUUCUUUUUUAGCGGAGAUAUUAGUUCAAUUGCUAUGAGCUCUGUACAUAAUUCUAGAUUUUUUACUUCCUUUCUUCUCUCUUUAGCCAAUAUGUUAAUAAGUUGAAUUGUAAUAGAUUAUAGUUAAUUUUGUUAAUAAUAAAAAUAUUAAUAAUUAUUACUUAAAUUUAAAUAUCAAUUUCAGACAAACAGAAAAAGGUAAAAAAAGAAAAUAUCAAACUGAUGACACCUCCCAUUUGGUUAUGCCACCUCCAAAGUAUUUAUAGUUUAUAUUGUAUUCAUAGUUAUAAACUAGGCAGUAUAUUUAUAUAUAUUUUUAAUUUUAUUUUCAGGAAAACAAAUGUAAAAAUUAAAUUUGUAAACAUGCAAAAUCAACCAGAAUGUUCUAAACCUAAAGAAUUGUCACCGGUUAUUAGUAAAAUGUUAACUGCAGCUAAAACAUCAUCAGCUAAUAAUAAAACUAAGUAAUUCUUCCUAGUUAUUUAAAACCUGGGAAUGUUAAAAGUUUCAUUUACUUUACAGCACUUAUAUUAAUAAUAAUAAUAUAAUACUUAUGAGUAGCAAUUUAUUAUUCUGAAAUGUUUUUUUACAGAAUGACUAAGUUUUUUUUAAAACACAUUUUUUAAUUUUAUUUUUAGAAAAUCUAAAACAGUAAAUCUACCAAAUUUACCAGGAUGUUCUAAAUCUAAAGAAUCAUCAGUAAUUAAUAGUAAAAUGUCAACUGCACCUAGAGCAUCAUCUUAUAAAACAAGGAAGUAAGUUUUUUAAUUGCAAAGAACUUUUUAUUUUCAUUCUUGUAUAUUUAGAAUCAAUGAUUUGGGGAGGGUAGUACAGACGCUAGAUAUUUCACCCUCUACCUCAUUGUUUAUUAAUUAAUUCACAACAUAUUCGCCACAGGUGGGUGGAGGAUAGUUCCUUCCCGCUCCACCCUUAGAAUUAUGUUUUAGUUUGGUCUUGGACCCACAUUAUAAUUCUUAUAAAGUUUGAGUUUUUAUCUUUUUAUUUCCUCCUCUUACUUUGCCUUUAUGACUUCGAUGACGAAAUCAUUUACCGCGUCUCAUUUUUCCUCACUGCAACAUUAUACUGACCAUACUUUCUGGCUCCAAGUCCUGUCUUAUCUUAAUACGACAUCUCCUUGGUUUCUCCUUAUCUUUGCUUUGUUGCAUUUUCGAUCUAGUUGCUCACAAAGAAAGACAUUUUUUUUAAAUUUCUAAAUAAUUUCAUAGUAAUUGUGAUAAACCAUAAAAAUGUUAAAAUACGAAAAUGAAAACUGUCAAAUUGACAAUGUCAUAAUAUCUUUAUUUUGAAUUUGUUCGGCUUACAUUUUCUACCAGAAAUAUUGCUCCAAUAAAAAAAUGAUGUGAUAGUUGUUUUAUUGUUAAUAAUUUUGUUGGUUAGUAAAAAAAUCGUUUUUUUAAUUGUGAAAAACCAAAAAAAAAAAAAUCCUAGUUAGAAAAUAAUAAUUUUCAAAACUUUUUUGCUAUUUAUAGACAUUUUAAUAUUGCUGAGUUUUUACAUAAUUUGUAUUUGUCAGGUAUUCUAUGGAUAUAAUUGUCAGACUUAACAGAAAUGCUUGAAAAUUUAAAUAAUUCCUACUUGGUAGUCAACAAGAAAAAAUAGAGUUUGAUGGAGUAUUUUUUUAAAAGAAUUUUAAUAUACGAUUUUGAUGAAAAUCGUGCCGGCCUUUUAAAACAUGUAAAACCAAACUUCACUCUGAAUCAUUUCUGAAUGGUUUAUUGUUAUGUACAGAUAUAAAUUAAAUUAUUUUCUGUAUUCUACUUUCCAAACUUUUCAACUUUUUUUUUUUUUUAUAUAUUAAUAUUUCCUUGUUAAUAAUAGACAACUUAAAUCUUUUAACAUUGUUACAUAUUGAUAAUACUUACAUUAAAUAUUUUUUUCCCUAAAUAGAUCUAACAAGUCAGAGCCAAAAUAUACCAAAAGUCAAAGACCUAAACGAGCAUCUGUAACUUACAAUAAACAGUUAAAAAAGUAAAAUUAGUCAUACUAUUUAAAUAUAAUAUACUUCAACGUUUUUAAAAUUUUUUAGGUCGGGGUUAUGGAAACUAGGACACCAGUUGAAUCAGAAAGGCUGGUCUGUUAAUUUAGAUCGUGCACCAAUACAUUUGUAUGAAUGUUGUAUUUGUAAAAUGAUGUUCCCUAGUAUUGAGUCUCGUGAAAAACACGAAAAAUGUCACAAAUUACCUGAGUUUAGUGAUGAAAAAUUAACUGAAACAGAUAUAUCAAUUAGUUCUGAUAAACGAGACUUUCUUCUUAGUCUCAAUCUUGUCAGAGUAAAUCGAUUCAAACAGAAUGUAAUGGUCCGGUUAAGUCAAGAUAAGGAAAUUAUUGAUGCAUUGAACAUUAAUGGAAGCUCCAUUGGCAUUUAUAAGUGUCAGCAUUGCAUGUAUGAAGUUUAACUUAACUGGUCGUAAAAUUAUAAAUUAAUGUAUUUUUUUUUUUUUUUUUGCUUUUUUUUUAGGUAUAAAACAUGUUAUAUGUUUAUUUUAUGGGCUCAUGUAACUUCUGUGCAUAAGGUUCUUCAAGGACAAAAACUAAGUUCAUUUUGUUUUAAUUGCGAUCGUUCAUUGGGUAAACGUACUCAGUUCCUGAAGCAUUUAGACAAAUGCCUAACAAAUCGAAUAAUAAUAAACAAACCAAUUAAGAGUGGAGAUAUAUCCUGUGUAUAUUGUCAUGGCAAAGUUUUUUCUUCAAAGAAACGUUUAAACAUUCAUUUUAUGAAUCAUUUUCCUAAUUUUUUUAUGGAAAAAUAAAGAAAUAAGUUUAGGUAUCAUAUUUAUUUAUAAUAUUUUAUUAAAGUGGUAUUAUAUACAUUGUACAUGUUAACAGUUGAAUGUAGUUAAUACUUGAAAUAUUUAAAAUUUUAAGUUUGGGUAAAAAGAAAUAUACUAAAUAAUGAAUUUAAAUAAUAUAAUUUUCAUUGUAUAAUACUGUCAACAAUUUUAUAUCUUUAUACAUAGUAUAAUAUUUCCUGACUUACUGACUGAUUAAUAAUCACAUAAACAUUUUUUGUUAUAUUCUCCCUAUGAAUAAAAUAUUUUUAUGGGAAGAAAGAAAAUAAUUCUUUAAGCAAUAAUAACUAUGUUAAAAAGGAUGGGAAAGAAAUGCAUUUAAUUUGUCAUAGUCAAAGCCGUUGGGUCAGUAAUAGUAAUAAAUAUAUUAUACUUAGGUUAGGCACUCCAACUAUGUAUAAAUAAAGUGUUAUUUUCAUUUCUUAGUUUAUAAUUUUUAAAUUACUUACUUUCCAUUUUACCUUUAAAUUAUUAUUGAAAGUUAGUUGGUUUAUAAUAUGUAUGUUACAAUUAAGGAUUUCAGAUUAUUGAUUGACAAUGAAUUGAAUUAAAAUUUUAAUUUUAAUAUUAAAUAUUAUUAAACAGCUAAAAGUUAGUUAUAAAUGUAAGUAUUACUGUAAACUAAUAACCCUUAGAUUAAUUUAGGUUUCAUUAACAUAAGGAUUGAAUGAUUUUGUGAAAAUAUUUAAUAUAUUCUAUUCACGAACUUGGAAUUGAAAUCCAAUAUCUGUUUUUUUUAAAUGAUUCAAAUGAAAAUUUAAGUAAUCAUUAUAAUUUAUAUAUUUGCAACUUUAAAAUGCAAUAAAAAACAGUACACCUUAAGUUAUAAAUUCAUAAAAAUAUUUUGUAUCGCUAUUAGUUAAAAAAAUUGAUUUAUUACAAUAUUAUGGUGAUGAUAACUUAAGAAUAAGUUGGGUUAUUUAUUUUUAUUUUUUUAAGUUAAAUGUAACAUGACUGAUGUUUUUUUUCUUCUUAAGGAUAAAGUUUGUUUAAAAACACAAUAUACAAAUAAAUAAUAGCUGCCAGCCAAAACCAAAAAAGAUAUUAGGUACUCAACAGAUGUUGGAGAGAAAACAUAGAUUAAUAUUUUGUUACUUUUAGUUAAUAUAGUAUGAUUGUACGUUUUUUAUUUAUUUAUCUAUUCUUUUUACUGUAACUGUUAAUUAUUUAUUUUUACACAUUUUUAUUCUUAUUAAAAUUUUAAAUACAAAUUUAUUUAUAUAAUGAUAUUAGUGAUGUAACUUUCAAAUUAAAUGCCUGUUAGGUCUUUGAAUGUAACUCUUAAUGAAAAGUUCAGAAAAAAUAUGGCUAUUAACCUAUCAUAUUAUUACAUUAAAAAAUGAAAAUAUUUGUUAUACAAUAGCCACACUGCACUGUAGUUCCUGUUUCCUCAUUUGCCACUGAAUUUAUAAGAAAACCAGCAAAUAACGGCUCCUAAAUAUGAAAAAUGUAAAUUAUAAUAUUAUGUAAUAUUGGUACAAUAAUUAAAUACAUUAUAAUUUUAUCUUUAACCUAUAGUAUUUGGAGAUUUGUUAUAAAAAAAAUGUCUUCCUAAUUAUGUAUUUACAUAUUAAUGUAAUAUAGACAUCAUGGUGUAAAUAUAAUUGUUCUGCUUAAAUGAUGAUUUAAAUAUUUACUUGUAAUUGCUAUUUCACUGCCUGUUUAAUCAAAUAUGUAUUGUAAUUUUUGUAAUAAUAAGUUUUUUGUAUACAUUUAUGUCAAAUUUUAUGUUUGAAUUUUUU
Molecule: messenger RNA, 35702 nt
Organism: Cinara cedri
Lineage: Eukaryota; Metazoa; Arthropoda; Insecta; Hemiptera; Aphididae
Source: the annotation of a GenBank genome assembly